Messenger RNA from Ipomoea triloba (trilobed morning glory), 1750 nucleotides. RefSeq names its product protein MANNAN SYNTHESIS-RELATED 1. Bases 227 to 1456 code for a protein of 409 amino acids. Lineage: Eukaryota; Viridiplantae; Streptophyta; Magnoliopsida; Solanales; Convolvulaceae. The transcript has 7 exons. The record is from RefSeq and is a predicted model, not a curated record.
GAGAGGCGGGGAGUAAGGAAUAGGCGGCAAGUCAUUAUCGGAGAAGUGUCGGUGCUCUAUAAAGUUCCCAGCAAGUCAUCAAUGGUGUAAUCUGCCACACCUCUCUUCUCUCGCUUGCCUUUAUUUGUCUUUUAGGCUCCAAUUGAGCCCAUUUCCGGGUCAGUUGGUUCUUGAAUCUUGAGAGAGAGAGAGAAAGAGGAGAGAGAGGAGUGUUGGAUCUGAAGAAAUGGCGGUGGAUCCGAGACAAGUGGUGGCGGGAGUGCUGACUGUCACCAUGUUCGUAAUGCUGGGUAACAUGAUCAAGAGAGACCACUUCGAUCACGUUCAGCUGAGCAUUCAUGACACUACCAAAACCUCAGAACUUUCACUUCCAGGGGGAGAUGGGCCUUGGAAAGGUGAUGGCAUGUCCCUUAAGCCAUGCUGGAGUAAACCAGUUUUGGAGGAGGAAGACCAAUCACAAGGAUAUCUUACCUUCUCAUUGACAAAUGGUCCUGAGUAUCACAUCUCACAGAUUGCUGAUGCAGUAGUAGUUGCAAGAUAUCUACGAGCAACUCUUGUACUCCCUGAUGUUAGGGGAAGCAAUCCCGGCGAUAAGAGGAACUUUGGAGAUAUCUACAAUGUUGAAAACUUUGUGAAAAGCUUGGAUGGAGUGGUCAAAGUUGCUACCACUCCACCCCCUAGGUUAUCUGCGAAAAACCUUGCCGUGGUGAAGGUUCCAAGUCGGGUCAGUGAAGAGGAUAUUGCAGAUACUAUUGAGCCAGUAUUCAGAGAAAAGGGGAACCUAAGAUUGGCAACUUACUUUCCUUCCGUGAAUAUGAAAAAGAGUUCAGAAAAGAAAAACAUCGACUCCAUUGCAUGUCUGGGCAUGUUUGGAACCCUGGAACUUCAACCGGAAGUUAGUGAAGUAGUUGAUUUAAUGGUUGAGCGUUUAAGAACGUUGAGCCGGAAGUCGAGUGGCCAGUUUAUUGCCGUGGACCUGAGGGUAGACAUUCUGGGGAAAAAAAGUUGCCAGGGAAAUGGCUCUCCUAGAUCGAAGAGCUGCUACAGUCCACAGGAGAUUGCUCAAUUUUUGAGAAAACUUGGUUUUAACAGCGGGACUACUAUAUAUUUGACUCAAACCCGGUGGGAUAGCAGCCUCGAUUCAUUGAAGGAGCUCUUCCCAAAAACUUACACCAAGGAAAGUAUAAUGCCUAUUGAUAAAAAGGCGAAGUUCCUCGACGCUGAUGCAUCCGAGUUGGAGAAGGCUAUUGACUUCUACAUUUGCUCAGAGAGUGAUGUAUUCGUACCGGCAAUCUCGGGCUUAUUCUAUGCAAAUGUGGCUGGUAAGAGAAUUGCUUCUGGGAAGACUCAGAUUCUUGUUCCAGCUGAGAUCACUGCUUCAUCGGCUUCUAUGGCCGAUCACAUUUCUCACUAUGUCUCCAAAAAGAACCACUUUGCGUAUUCAUGUUUCUGCUAGGGUGGAUGGAAAACCUGUCCGGAGAAAGCCCUGCGAUUCUCAUUGCUGCAAACUACUUUUGUUUAAGCAUUUCUAAGUAGAAGACAAUCAGGUUUGGCUGUAGAAUUUCCCAUCAAUUUGCGAUCUUUUCCUUUUUCUUUGUAAGUUGUGGAAGAGGAUCAGGAUUGAACAAACCGCUAAUGUUGCGGAAUGUAAUGUAGUAUGAUGCUUAUAAUAUAUAUAUAUAUAUACUACUAUUCUAGAGUGGAGAACUUUAUCUUAAUACAAAGUUAAAACCACAAAUUUGCAAAUGUA